AAAAUUCCUAAUUUAUAAUCGGAUUCCAGCGAAUGUAGCUGACUCUCCAUUUAUGCAGCCUAUGCUUGAUAUUGCUGCAGAGGUUGGAAAGGGGGUGAAGGGUCCAUCACCCUAUGAGAUAUCUGAAAUUUAUUUGGAGCAAGAGUAUCAAGAAAUGAAAAAUUAUAUAGCUUCUUUUGCUGGAAUUUGGAAGGAAAGAGGUGUAACACUUAUGUGUGAUGGUUGGUCAGGACCAACUAGAAAACACAUUAUAAACUUUUUAGUUUAUUGUGAUAGAGGCACCGUGUUUCAUAAAUCAGUUGAUGCCUCUGAUGUGCCAAGCAGAACAGCUGAAUAUUAUUUCAGAUUAAUGGAUGAGGUGGUUGAAGAAAUUGGAGAGGAGAAUGUUGUCCAAGUAGUGACUGAUAAUGAAGCUGCAAUGAAGGCAGGAGGAAAAUUAUUAAUGCAGAAGAGGCCCAAUCUCUAUUGGACAGCAUGUGCAGCUCAUUGCAUAGACCUUAUUCUUGAAGAUAUUGGUAAGAAAAGUAACGUGAAGAAGGUCUUAGAAGAUGCAAGAACAAUAACCUCAUUUAUUUACAACCACACAUGGACAGUGAAUUUCAUGAAGAAAUUCACAAAUAAUAGAGAGUUACUUCGCCCUGCCAUCACUCGAUUUGCCACAAAUUUCAUUGCUUUGGAGACUAUUGUCAGGCAUAAACAAGCACUAAGGGAAAUGUUUACAUCUGAUGCUUGGAAAAACUCAAGGUUUGGAAUGGCAAAAUCAGGCCCAGCAUAUGAUUCAAAGAAAAUUAUCUUAGGCAAAGAGUUUUGGCAAAAGGCCUCUGAUAUAAUUAAAGUGCAAGAACCCUUGGUGAAAGUUCUUAAAUUGGUUGAUGGUGAUGAAAAACCAACCAUGGGCUUCAUAUACGAGGCAAUUGAUAGGGCGAAGUUGGCCAUUCAAAAAGAUUGCCGGUUUUACAAAGACUAUUGGAAAAUUAUUGACAACCGGUGGAGUUUUCAGUUGCACCAAGAUUUGCACGCUGCUGGUAAGUGUAAAUCAAAUACAAUUUCUUAUUAUUUUAACUUUUAAAUUAUGCAUAGUUGCAUUAGAAAACUAUUGAUUAAUAUGUUUCUAAAUUUAAUUGUAGGGUAUUUUUUGAACCCACAAUUUCUUUAUGG
This is a messenger RNA of Malania oleifera, 1158 nucleotides long. RefSeq lists its product as uncharacterized. Bases 53 to 1069 code for a protein of 338 amino acids. Lineage: Eukaryota; Viridiplantae; Streptophyta; Magnoliopsida; Santalales; Ximeniaceae. The transcript has 2 exons. The record is from RefSeq and is a predicted model, not a curated record.